Messenger RNA from Acomys russatus (golden spiny mouse), 1548 nucleotides. It is a transcript of the gene Dhodh, whose product is annotated as dihydroorotate dehydrogenase (quinone). NCBI's taxonomy places the organism in Eukaryota, Metazoa, Chordata, Mammalia, Rodentia, Muridae. The record is from RefSeq and is a predicted model, not a curated record. The coding region runs from base 79 to 1266 and encodes 395 amino acids. Gene Ontology annotation, cellular component: mitochondrial inner membrane; cytoplasm. The transcript has 9 exons. Gene Ontology annotation, biological process: pyrimidine ribonucleotide biosynthetic process; 'de novo' pyrimidine nucleobase biosynthetic process. Gene Ontology annotation, molecular function: dihydroorotate dehydrogenase activity.
GGCUUGGGAGAUUGGUAGAGCCGAACCGAUAUUUUCCAAUGGAAUAGAGGUAGAGGCGGGUCUACUGGCAGAAGGAGCAUGGCGUGGAGACAGCUGCGUAAGCGAGCCCUGGAUGCCGUCAUCAUCCUUGGGGGUGGAGGACUUCUCUUUACCUCUUACCUGACAGCCACGGGGGACGACCAUUUCUACGCUGAGUACCUGAUGCCUGCACUACAAAGGCUGCUUGAUCCAGAGUCAGCCCACCGCCUAGGUGUUCGCUUCACUUCCAUGGGGCUUCUUCCUCGAGCUACGUUUCAGGAUUCCGAUAUGCUGGAGGUGAGAGUCCUGGGCCAUAAAUUCCGAAAUCCAGUAGGGAUGGCUGCGGGGUUUGACAAGCACGGGGAAGCUGUGGACGGACUGUACAAGCUGGGCUUCGGUUUUGUUGAGGUAGGAAGUGUGACCCCCCAGCCCCAGGAAGGGAACCCCAGGCCCAGAGUGUUCCGCCUCCCCGAGGACCAAGCUGUCAUUAACAGGUACGGAUUCAACAGCCACGGGCUCUCCGUGGUGGAACACAGGCUGCGAGCCAGACAGCAGAAGCAGACCAGGCUCACUGCGGAUGGGCUGCCUCUGGGAAUAAACCUGGGGAAGAAUAAGACUUCGGCGGAUGCUGCUGCAGACUAUGUAGAGGGGGUUCGCAUGCUGGGCCCCUUGGCUGACUACCUGGUGGUGAACGUGUCCAGUCCUAACACUGCUGGUCUGAGGAGCCUACAGGGAAAGACUGAGCUGCGCCGCCUGCUGGCGAAGGUGCUGCAGGAGAGGGAUGCUCUGAAGGGAACACGGAAGCCGGCAGUGCUGGUGAAGAUCGCCCCUGACCUCACGGCUCAGGACAAGGAGGACAUCGCCAGUGUGGUGAAAGAGCUGGGCAUCGACGGGCUGAUUGUCACAAACACCACAGUGAGCCGCCCUUCUGGCCUCCAGGGUGCUCUGCGCUCUGAGACAGGAGGAUUGAGUGGGAAGCCACUCCGAGAUCUGUCGACGCAGACCAUCCGGGAGAUGUACUCCCUCACCCAAGGCAGGAUUCCCAUUAUCGGAGUUGGUGGUGUGAGCAGUGGGCAGGAUGCCCUGGAGAAGAUCCAGGCGGGAGCCUCCCUGGUGCAGCUCUACACAGCCCUCACCUUCCUGGGGCCACCAGUUGUGGUCAGGAUCAAGCGUGAGCUGGAGGCACUUCUAAAAGAGCGGGGCUUUAACACAGUCACAGAGGCCAUUGGAGCAGACCACCGGAGGUGACAGCACCUCCCAGAAGCCCCAUGCAGAACGUGCGCAUCCACUCAGGCAAGCUGUGUGGCGGCACCUCGAGAGGAAGAGCUGUCUCAGGCCAUGUUCCUUGAACUGUGGCCUGGCCGGACUGCACACGCCAGUCACAGUUGUCACUCGGCAGUGAAGGAUUUCUCUAACCACUUUAUGAGACCACAAACUCUACUGUCACUUGCUGCAUCUAAAUCCUGGGACUUUUUACUAUCAUAAGGACAUUGGCUCUUUGGGAGGAAAAGUCAUGGAGAAAAUAAAACC